GGGGGAGUAUAUAGAAGAACACAGGGGUCUGUACAAGGACGUGAUGAUGGAGAAUCACCGGCCCCUCACAUCACUGGAUGGACCCAGUAACAGAGCUACCCCAGAGAGAUGUCCCCGUCCUCUGUAUUCCCAGGACUGUACAGAGGAGAAUUACAGGAUCCCACAGGAGGUUCAGGAUGAGCACCUUUCUGAUAUGAAGGCAGAAGAUACAGAGGUAGAAGAAGAGACGUAUGUGACUGAUAUGAAGGCAGAAGAUAUAGAGGGAGAAGAAGAGACGUAUGGGACUGAUAUGAAGGCAGAAGAUAUAGAGGGAGAAGAAGAGACGUAUGGGACUGAUAUGAAGGCAGAAGAUAUAGAGGGAGAAGAGACGUAUGUGACUGAUAUGAAGGCAGAAGAUAUAGAGGGAGAAGAAGAGACGUAUGUGACUGAUAUGAAGGCAGAAGAUACAGAGGGAGAAGAAGAGACGUAUGUGACUGAUAUGAAGGCAGAAGAUAUAGAGGGAGAAGAAGAGACGUAUGUGACUGAUAUGAAGGCAGAAGAUAUAGAGGGAGAAGAAGAGACGUAUGUUACUGAUAUGAAGGCAGAAGAUACAGAGGGAGAAGAGACAUAUGUGAUUGAUAUGAAGGCAGAAGGUAUAGAGGGAGAAGAAGAGACGUAUGUGACUGAUAUGAAGGCAGAAGAUAUAGAGGGAGAAGAGACGUAUGUGAUUGAUAUGAAGGCAGAAGAUAUAGAGGGAGAAGAAGAGACGUAUGUGACUUAUAUGAAGGCAGAAGAUAUAGAGGGAGAAGAAGAGACGUAUGUGACUGAUAUGAAGGCAGAAGAUAUAGAGGUAGAAGAAGAGACGUAUGUGACUGAUAUGAAGGCAGAAGAUAUAGAGGGAGAAGAAGAGACGUAUGGGACUGAUAUGAAGGCAGAAGAUAUAGAGGGAGAAGAAGAGACGUAUGGGACUGAUAUGAAGGCAGAAGAUAUAGAGGGAGAAGAAGAGACGUAUGGGACUGAUAUGAAGGCAGAAGAUAUAGAGGGAGAAGAGACGUAUGUGACUGAUAUGAAGGCAGAAGAUAUAGAGGGAGAAGAAGAGACGUAUGUGACUGAUAUGAAGGCAGAAGAUACAGAGGGAGAAGAAGAGACGUAUGUGACUGAUAUGAAGGCAGAAGAUAUAGAGGGAGAAGAAGAGACGUAUGUGACUGAUAUGAAGGCAGAAGAUAUAGAGGGAGAAGAAGAGACGUAUGUUACUGAUAUGAAGGCAGAAGAUACAGAGGGAGAAGAGACAUAUGUGAUUGAUAUGAAGGCAGAAGGUAUAGAGGGAGAAGAAGAGACGUAUGUGACUGAUAUGAAGGCAGAAGAUAUAGAGGGAGAAGAGACGUAUGUGAUUGAUAUGAAGGCAGAAGAUAUAGAGGGAGAAGAAGAGACGUAUGUGACUUAUAUGAAGGCAGAAGAUAUAGAGGGAGAAGAAGAGACGUAUGUGACUAAUAUGAAGGCAGAAGAUACAGAGCGAGAAGAAGAGACGUAUGUGACUGAUAUGAAGGCAGAAGAUAUAGAGGGAGAAGAAGAGACGUAUAUGACGGAUAAGAAGGCAGAAGAUAUAGAGGGAGAAGAGACGUGUGUUACUGAUAUGAAGGUAGAAGAUAUAGAGGGAGAAGAGACGUAUGUGAUUGAUAUGAAGGCAGAGGAUAUAGAGGGAGAAGAAGAGACGUAUGUGAGGAGAGAUCAGAAGUGUAAGGAAGAGGAAAUGCCUACAGAUAUCAGCACAGCAGAUGGAGGCACAAGCAGGAAUUCCUUGGAGGGAGAUCUCAUCUUGUCUGCAGAUAGUAAAAUAGAAGAUAACACCACACAGGAUUCUCCAGGAGACAUCCCCAUUUCUCUAACUAUACAUCCAGUACCUGAUACUUCAUCUGAUCCCUCCAACCGCGAUGACUGUUCAUCUAAUACCUCAGAUUUUGUUAAACAUCAUGCAGCUCAUACAUGUGAUAAAAUAUUUCCAUGCUCUGAGUGUGGGAAAAGUUAUGCACGCAAAUUACAACUUGUUAUACAUCAGAGAAGUCAUACAGGUGAGAGACCAUUUCCAUGUUCUGAGUGUGGGAAAUGUUUUAUAGUCAAAUCACAUCUUGUUGCACAUCAGAGAAGGCACACAGGUGAGAGACCAUUUCCAUGUUCUGAGUGUGGGAAAAGUUUUGCAUUCAAGUCACAGCUUGUUAUACAUCAGAGAAGUCACACAGGUGAGAAACCAUUUCCAUGCUCUGAGUGUGGGAAAAGUUUUGCACGCAAACUAGAGCUUGUUAUACAUCAGAGAAUUCACACAGGUGAGAAUACAUUUCCAUGCUCUGAAUGUGGGAAAUGUUUUCUGUGUAAAUCAGGACUUGUUAGACAUCAGAUAAGUCACACAGGGGAGAAACCAUUUCCAUGCUCUGAGUGUGGGAAAUGUUUUUCACUCAAAUCACAUCUUGCUAGACAUCAGAGAAGUCACACAGGUGAGAAUACAUUUCCAUGCUCUGAGUGUGGGAAAUGUUUUCUGUGUAAAUCAGGACUUGUUAGACAUCAGAGAAGUCACACAGGUGAGAAACCAUUUCCAUGCUCUGAUUGUGAGAAAUGUUUUUCACUCAAAUCACAUCUUGCUAGACAUCAGAGAAGUCACACAGGUGAGAAUACAUUUCCAUGCUCUGAGUGUGGGAAAUGUUUUCUGUGUAAAUCAGAUCUUGUUAGACAUCAGAGAAUUCACACAGGUGAGAAACCAUUUCCAUGCUCUGAGUGUGAGAAAUGGUUUCCACUGAAAUCACAGCUUGAUAGACAUCAGAGAAGUCACACAGGUGAGAAACCAUUUCCAUGCUCUGAGUGUGGGAAAUGUUUUUCACUCAAAUCACAUCUUGUUAGACAUCAAAUAAGUCACACAGAUGAGAAACCAUUUCCAUGCUCUGAGUGUGGGAAAUGUUUUCCACUGAAAUCACAGCUUGAUAGACAUCAGAGAAGUCACACAGGUGAGAAACCAUUUCCAUGCUCUGAGUGUGGGAAAUGUUUUCCACUGAAAUCACAGCUUGAUAGACAUCAGAGAAGUCACACAGGUGAGAAACCAUUUCCAUGCUCUGAGUGUGGGAAAUGUUUUGCACUCAAGUUACAUCUUGUUAGACAUCAAAUAAGUCACACAGGUGUGAAACCAUUUCCAUGCUCUAAGUGUGGGAAAUGUUUUCUAUGUAAAUCAGAUCUUGUUAGACAUCAGAGAAUUCACACAGGUGAGAAACCAUUUCCAUGCUCUGAGUGUGAGAAAUGUUUUCCACUCAAAUCACAGCUUGAUAGACAUCAGAGAAGUCACACAGGUGAGAAUACAUUUCCAUGCUCUGAGUGUGGGAAAUGUUUUCUGUGUAAAUCAGAACAUGUUAUUCAUCAGAGACGUCACACUGGUGAGAAACCAUUUCCAUGCCCUGAGUGUGGGAAAAGUUUUGCACGCAAAUCACAUCUUGCUAGACAUCAGAGAAGUCACACAGGUGAGAAACCAUUUCCAUGCUCUGAGUGUGGGAAAUGUUUUCUGUGUAAAUCAGAACUUGUUAUACAUCAGAGAAGUCACACAGGUGAGAAACCAUUUCCAUGCUCUGAGUGUGGGAAAAAUUUUGCAGGCAAAUCGUAUCUAGUUAAACAUCAAAAAUUACACAGGAGUAAAGCAUUACUAUGAUCUGAUACACAACAGUGUUGUAGCAACACUUUAUUGUAUUGGACAGAUCCGGACUGCCAAUCUGUCACCUCUGGCAUAUUCCAGAAGUGCCAAUGGACUGUUGGUUUCAUCCAGUUCCACAGAGAGAUGGGAAGGCUGUGCAGCGCAGCCUCUGGCUCUCUGGUUUUGCCGCCCCUACUUCCCAAAGUGUCUACCCCACACCCACCCCAUAAAUAAUUACAUACAGUGUGCAUUAGGGAACACAUAUUGUUUUUUCUUACACAGAAUUACCCCUCCCUUUUAGUACCUGAGUGACAUCACAAUCUGAUUGAGCAGCUUGCCAUUAUGUGCAUUGUAUUUAGAGAGGCAUGGGUGGGUCAGCAUUAGGAUGGAUUGCUUACUCCAGAGUGCCAUUGGAGAAGUUAAGGGUGUCUCCAGGUAAGCUGGCUCUAAGAUGCUGUAGGAGCCAUUAUCAUGUGGCCUUACACUGGGCAUACAGACCCAGACAUAUAUGUAAUUAUGUAUGGGGUGGGUGUGGGGUGCGGUGGCUCCUAUGUCGGUAUGGCUGGGCGGCUUCAGUUUUGCACACCCUAACACUUUAUUAACACUUAUGAUUUUCCCUAUGACUUUGUAUAUAUUUUUGUAUUAUUUUAAUCACACUGCACAUACAUAGCACUUAGGUGCUUCUUAUUAACCCUUAUUAACUUUCACCUGUGUACUGACCUGGGGUAGGUGACCUGUGCCGACGUGAUUGGGUCCUGCACCCCGGACCCAUACCUAGUAUUAGGGACCCCCAGUGACGGAGAAGCCUUGCCGAUUGGCCUUGGGGCUUAACCCUAUAGCUGCAAAUAUACGCAACUAAGAUCUCCAUUAUAUCUGAUUAUUAUGUAGUAUUAUUUUUCGCUCAGUGUGCAUUAGGGAACACAAAUAGUUUUUUCUUAGACAUCAGAGAAGUCACGCAGGUGAGAAUACAUUUCCAUACUCUGAGUGUGGGAAAUGUUUUCUGUGUAAAUCAGAACUUGUUAGACAUCAGAUAAGUCACACAGGUGAGAAACCAUUUCCAUGCUCUGAGUGUGGGAAAAGUUUUGCAGGCAAAUCGUAUCUAGUUAAACAUCAGGAAUCACAGGAGUAAAGCAUUACUAUGAUCUGAUACACAACAGGGUUGUAGCAACACUUUAUUGCGUUGGACAGGGUUGUACUGCCCAUCUGUCACCUCUGGCAUUUUCCAGAUGUACCAAUGGACUGGUGGUUUCAUCCAGUUCCACAGAGAGAUGGGAAGGCCGUGUGCAGCGCAGCCUCUGGCUCUCUGGUUUAGCUGCCCCUACUUUCCAAAGUGUCUGUCUCCAUGGAAAUGGGGG
Messenger RNA from Pseudophryne corroboree (corroboree frog), 4998 nucleotides. Its product is annotated as zinc finger protein 84-like. The transcript has 4 exons. Gene Ontology annotation, biological process: regulation of transcription by RNA polymerase II. The record is from RefSeq and is a predicted model, not a curated record. The coding region runs from base 44 to 3661 and encodes 1205 amino acids. Lineage: Eukaryota; Metazoa; Chordata; Amphibia; Anura; Myobatrachidae. Gene Ontology annotation, molecular function: DNA-binding transcription factor activity, RNA polymerase II-specific; RNA polymerase II cis-regulatory region sequence-specific DNA binding.